UGUUCCAAAACUUGAGAAGGCCAUUGAUGAGGAGAGAGAUGUCACCCACUCUCUGCUGAUGCGUCUCACGGAGAAAGCGAUACUUGAUCCGACGAAAGCCGGUGUGAAGCUGAAGCCAGAGUGUGUUGACAUAUGCUACCCUCCUAUAUUUCAAAGUGGAGGACAUACCUAGUAGAUGCAACUAAUCUCCAGAGCAAGGCUUAUGAAGUUCUUCUCAAGGCACAUGAGGCUGCUAUUAAUGCUAUGAGGCCAGGAAGAAAGUUAAGCAGUGUCUAUCAAGCUGCACUUUCCGUGGUUGAAAAGGAAGCCCCUGAGUUGGUUGACAAGCUGACUAAAUCUGCUGGGACUGGUAUCGGUCUUGAGUUCCGGGAAUCGGGGUUAAACAUCAAUGCAAGGAAUGAUAAAGUGUUGAGACCACAGAUGGCGUUUAAUGUCUCACUUGGUUUCCAGAACAUGGAAUGUGAGAGCAAGAAGAAGACAUUCUCUCUUUUUCUGGCCGACACUGUUAUUGUUAAAGAAGAGGAUCCUGAGAUUUUGACAGGCAAGUGCUCCAAACUUGUUACAGAUGUGAGUUACGACAAAGAAGAGAAGCCCCGGAAGAAGGCAAGGAGGACCAGCGGUCCUGAGAGCUACUUCAUCAACAAGACAUCGCUUAGAUCGCCUAAUAAUAAUGAAGUGGUCUCGAAAGAUGAGCUGGGGAUGCGGAAGCAGCACCAGGCAGAGCUUGCACGCCGGAAGAAUGAAGAAACUGUCAGAAGGCUUGCUGGUGACGGCAGCUCCGGUUCUACUGCAAAGACUUCAGCUGAUUCGGUUGCCUACAAGAACGUUGACGAUGUGCCUCAACCUCGUUUUAUGAUGAUGAUCCAGGUUGAUCAGAAGAAGGAGGCUGUAUUGUUACCCAUCUAUGGUGGCAUUGUUUCAUUCCAUGUGUCGACGAUAAGAAGAGUCUCGAACCAGCAGGAUAGCAUCCGUAUUAUUUUCAGUGUCCCGGGUACAACUUUGAAAAACCAGGGUGCUAUAUACCUUAAAGAGGUUUCGUUCCGGUCCAAGGAUUCAAAGCGUAGCAGUGAAGUGGUUCAGGCGAUUAAGACCCUUAGACGGCAAGUCAAAGCCCGAGAGUCUGAAAGAAUGGAAAGGGGGACGCUGGUGAACCAGGAGAAGCUUCAGCUUGCAGGAAACAAGUUCAGACCCCUCAGGCUGUCUGGUCUGUGGAUCCGCCCGCAGUUUAGUGGUAGGAAGAGGGUUCCUGGGGCACUCGAAGCUCAUGCCAAUGGUUUCAGAUACUCAACGACUAGGCCUAAUGAGAGGGUGGAUGUCCUGUUUGCAAACAUAAAACAUGCGUUUCUCCAGCCGGCUGAGAAGGAGAUGCUCACUAUACUGCAUUUCCACUUGCACAACCACAUCAUGGUGGGAAACAAGAAGACAAAGGACGUCCAGUUUUGCGUGGAGGUGAUGGAUGCUGUGCGGUCUCUAGGCGGUGGUGGAAGGAGAUCAUCAUCAUCAUCGGCCUAUGAGUAUGACCCAGACGAGAUUCAUGAAGAGCAGAGGGAGCGCGAUAGGAAAAACAAGAUCAACGUGGAUUUCAAUCAUUUCGCAACACGUGUCAGUGCUCUUGAGUUUGAACAACCGUUGAGAGAGCUUGGUUUCUCUGGCGUCACGGACAAGGCACGUGUUUUCAUCGUCCCGACAUCGAGCUGUUUGGUUAUGCUCACCGAAGCCCCGUUUUUGGUGGUUAGUCUGAGUGAGGUUGAGAUUGUGAAUCUCGAGAGAGUCGUGUUCGGGAACACGAGCUUCGACAUGGCCAUAGUCUUCAAGGACUUCAAGAAAGUCCUCAAGAUCAACGCAAUCGACACAACUUCUCUAGAAGGGAUAAAGAAGUGGCUUGACGCUAUCGAUAUUAAGUACUACGAGAGCAAAGCGAAUCUCAUGAGAACGAUCCUCAAGAGAAUCACGGAUGAUCCUCAGGGCUUUAUAGACGAUGGAGGUUGGGAGUUUGAACUUGGAAGAAGCGAUUCAGAACCUGAGGAGUCAGACCAAGGAUAUGAGCCACCAGAUGCAGAGGAUGAGUCUGAGUCGGAGGAUGAGGAUUCUGAGAGCGAGUCAGAGGACCAAGAAGAAGAAGAAGAGGACUACUGAAGAAGAGAAAUGUAAGAGACUUGGGGACGAUUAUCAGUUCGAUUCCUAUA
Molecule: messenger RNA, 2186 nt
Organism: Brassica napus (rape)
Lineage: Eukaryota; Viridiplantae; Streptophyta; Magnoliopsida; Brassicales; Brassicaceae
Product: FACT complex subunit SPT16
Biological process (GO): transcription elongation by RNA polymerase II; positive regulation of transcription elongation by RNA polymerase II
Cellular component (GO): FACT complex
Molecular function (GO): nucleosome binding
Source: RefSeq, a predicted model, not a curated record